AUGCUGCAAACAGGGCUGAUCCCGAAUGCGCAUGGCGACCUUGUAACAGACGCGACAUACGAUUUCUACGGCUUACGCUUAGCGACAUGCAGUCUUGAUCAGAGAAUAAAGAUUUGGCAGCUGGACGAAAGCACUGGAAAUUGGACAGUACAAGAUGACUGGAAGGCUCACGACGCGGCGGUGUCAAAGGUUUCAUGGGCACAUCCGACAUUUGGCUCAAUCAUCGCGUCUUCGUCUUUUGACCGUACCGUGAAGAUAUGGGAACAGGUCGUCGACGCGUCGAACAAUGGACCAAAGACCUCAAUCAAUGGCAAUGGAGCCUCUCCUGUUUCUCCUUCUCGUUGGAUCGAAAGAGCUGUGCUGCACGAAGCGAGGGGCACAGUCAGAGCCGUUGAAUUUGCCCCGCACCACUUUGGUUUAAAAUUGGCUACUAUCUCCUCAGACAACCACCUCAGAAUCUACGAGUGCGUUGAACAGCCUUCUCUCACUGCAUGGCACGUCAGCGAAGAAGCCGAUGUUCUGAAUCUCCCGAUCUCCACGACGCCAUCUUUCUUGUCGCGCACUCACACUGGGGCGCUGGCUACCCCUACCCAGACGAGCGCGACUUUAGAUGGGGGCGCGGGGGCUUCGGCGUCUUUGGUGGCUCAGGCUCUACAACAAGGCAUCCAACAGAAUUUGGCCACAGGGCCAAUUCCCCCAGGACGCUCAGGAAUGGGAAAUCGUGAGGCAGAUGGAGGUUGGUGUAUUUCUUGGUGCAAAGAUCGGUACUGGGGGGAAGUCAUCGCGGCAGGGUGCGGUAUCGGAGGAACUGUUAAGGUUAUUCAGAUAUCCGCGUCUCAACGUCCAAUGACCCUUCUCACUCUCGAUCCUUCGCCUGCCCAUGCUGCUUCGACUAUGCAGACUUUAACUGGCUCUGCAGAUGCUCCCGCGGAGGCAGACUCCCCCUCACCCGCCUCGUAUGCUGUCACUUCAGUGGCCUGGGCCCCGUCUUGCGGUAGGUCUUAUCAUCUCAUCGCAACUGGCUGUCGCGACGGCAAGGUUCGUAUCUGGAAAGUCAAGCCAGCACCUGAAGAUGCCGAGGGUGACGAAGGUGAAGAAGGGCGUUGGUCGGCUACCAUUGUCGCUGAUUUUGACAACCACAAAUCAUCCGUUGGCCGAGUAGAGUGGAAUAUUACUGGCACUAUCCUGUCUUCAGCGGGCAAUGAUGGUCGCAUUCGCCUGUGGAAAGCCACAGUAGGGAAUGUCUGGCGCCCUGCAGGCAGUCUUGGAGUAGAGCAAGCCCAAGAAGAUGAUCAAGACAACAGAGAGAGCGGCGAUGUUGUUAUGGACAAUUGA
Molecule: messenger RNA, 1335 nt
Organism: Pleurotus ostreatus (oyster mushroom)
Lineage: Eukaryota; Fungi; Basidiomycota; Agaricomycetes; Agaricales; Pleurotaceae
Exons: 7
Coding region: 1-1335 (444 amino acids)
Biological process (GO): positive regulation of TORC1 signaling; cellular response to amino acid starvation
Cellular component (GO): nuclear pore outer ring; Seh1-associated complex
Molecular function (GO): structural molecule activity; protein binding
Source: RefSeq, a predicted model, not a curated record